AGAGCAAGAACCAAAAAUGGGGUCCAAAAUGGCCUCUGCUACUCUCACUCUCUUCUUAGCCAUUGUGUGCGUAAGUGCUAACAACUACGUCUAUUCCUCUCCGCCGCCUCCUACUCCUUACGUCUACCACUCUCCGCCGCCUCCUCCGGUGGUGUACACUCCUCCUAAGGCACCCUAUCACUACGCUUCCCCUCCUCCUCCUCCUUACCACUACCCAUCGCCGCCGCCGCCGCCAACAAAGAAGCCUUACAAAUAUCCUUCUCCACCGCCGCCGGUUCACGUGUAUCCUCCUAAGGCGCCUUAUCAUUACCCGUCACCGCCGCCACCACCGAAGAAGCCUUACAAGUAUCCUUCUCCUCCGCCGCCGGUUCACCAUUACGUUCCACAUCCACCAAAGAAGCCAUACAAGUACCCAUCUCCACCACCGCCGGUCCACGUGUAUCCUCCUAAGGCACCUUACCACUACCCGUCGCCUCCGCCACCACCGAAGAAGCCUUACAAGUAUCCCUCUCCUCCGCCACCGGUUCACCCUUACGUUCCACACCCACCAAAGAAGCCAUACAAGUACCCAUCUCCACCACCACCGGUUCACGUGUACCCUCCCAAGGCACCUUACCACUACCCGUCGCCGCCGCCACCACCAAAGAAGCCUUACAAAUAUCCUUCUCCUCCUCCACCGGUUUACCAUUAUGCUCCCCAUCCGGUCUACCACUCUCCACCACCACCAAAAAUGCCGUACAAGUAUCCUUCUCCUCCACCACCGGUUCAUUAUGUUCCUCCCAAGGCUCCUUAUCACUAUGCAUCUCCUCCUCCACCACCAAAGAAGCCUUACAAGUAUCCUCCUCCUCCUCCGCCGGUUCACCAUUACGCUCCCCACCCAGUUUACCACUCACCACCACCCCCAAAGAAGCCUUACAAGUACCCAUCUCCGCCACCACCGGCUCACGUCUACCCCAAGCCGCACCCACACCCCAAGCCAUACCCACACCCACACCCACCUUACAAGUACGCGUCUCCUCCUCCACCGGUUCAUGUUUAUCCUAAACCGCACCCACACCCUAAGCCUCACCCAUACCCUCACCCUCAUCCAUACCCUAAACCGGUUUACCACUCUCCCCCUCCACCGGUUCACGUUUACCCUAAGCCGCACCCCAAGCCACACCCAUACCCACACCCCAAGCCACACCCACACCCACCUUACAAGUACGCGUCUCCUCCUCCACCGGUUCAUGUUUAUCCUAAACCACAUCCACACCCUAAGCCGCACCCAUACCCUCACCCUCAUCCAUAUCCUAAACCGAUUUACCACUCUCCUCCUCCACCGGUCCAUGUUUACCCUAAACCGCAUCCACAGCCCAAGCCCCACCCAUACCCUCACCCUCAUCCAUAUCCUAAACCGGUUUACCACUCUCCUCCUCCGCCGCCUUACAAGAAGCCUUACUACUACAAGUCUCCUCCUCCUCCUCCUCCUGUUCACAAGCCCUACAUCUACGCUUCCCCACCCCCUCCUUACCACUACUAGAUAAUUCUUGUUGUUCCUUCUCUCAUACCUCGCUUGCUCCACUUGGACCUUAGAGUCUGAGUAAAUAAAGAAAGCGAUGGACAGAACGAAGCACUUUACAAUACGGCAGAAGAGAAGACGAAGCUUGAAUGGAAGCAAAGUUUCCGCGUUUUGUCGAGACAAAAAGAAAAAAAAAAGUUGUGCUAAAUUAUUUAUUCCACAAUUUCUUUGGCUUUUGUUUUAUGAUGUAAUGUAAUGUGACAGUUGUGAGGCACUCUUUCUCUGGUCCAUCAUGUAUUUCGUCCUUUUGGGGAAAUAUUAUUAUUAGUGGUAAAAAUUAUGCAUGCAUUGUAGUUUUCAACCUGCUGCUUUUGCAGUGGGUUGAGAAACUAAUAUAUUAAUAAAAAAUAAAUAUUCGCGUUCUA
Prosopis cineraria is the source of this 1926-nucleotide messenger RNA. Its product is annotated as extensin-3-like. The transcript has 2 exons. NCBI's taxonomy places the organism in Eukaryota, Viridiplantae, Streptophyta, Magnoliopsida, Fabales, Fabaceae. The record is from RefSeq and is a predicted model, not a curated record. Bases 17 to 1522 code for a protein of 501 amino acids.